UCUCGUAUGUCGAUCCAGACACUUGUGGAACCAAAUAGCAUAAUGUUCAGUAGUUUUGCUAAUUAGGAAUGUAAAACUGUAAUAAAAGACUACAGAAUCGUGCAUAUUACUCAAACUUCUUCAGUCAGAGAGACGUUUAACACUAGAAGUUUAAAUUUACUUCUUCAGCUGUCCUAGUUAUUUCACCUUAUGUUGAAUGCAGAGCAUGGCUAUUAAUGCGAAUGUGGACCCGGACCAGGUAUUCACAAAGCAGGAGAAAAUUGGAAAAGGAAAUUUCGGAGAAGUUUACAAAGGAGUGGAAAACAAGACUCAGCAGGUGGUAGCCAUCAAGAUUAUUGAUCUGGAAGAAGCGGAGGAUGAAAUUGAAGAUAUUCAGCAAGAAAUCAUGGUCUUAUCACAGUGUGAUAGCCCCUAUGUGACAAAAUAUUACGGAUCGUAUCUCAAGGGCACUAAAUUAUGGAUUGUUAUGGAAUAUCUGGGUGGAGGCUCUGCACUGGACCUCAUGAAGGCUGGAAAGUUUGAAGAGGGGCACAUAACUAUCAUCUUACGGGAAGUGUUGAAGGGGCUAAACUAUCUACACUCAGAACGAAAACUUCACAGAGAUAUUAAAGCGGCCAACAUCCUAUUGUCUGAAGCAGGAGAUGUGAAGUUAGCAGACUUUGGUGUUGCAGGCCAGCUGACUAAUACAAUCAAACGAACCACAUUUGUUGGAACUCCGUUCUGGAUGGCUCCAGAAGUUAUCAAACAAUCUGCAUACGAUAGCAAGGCUGACAUCUGGAGCCUCGGUAUAACAGCUAUUGAACUAGCUAAGGGAGAGCCCCCGAACUCUGAUCUCCACCCCAUGAGAGUGCUUUUUCUUAUUCCCAAGAACAACCCCCCACAACUCACAGGCGACUACAGCAAACAGUUUAAGGAUUUCGUGGAGGCAUGUCUAAAUAAGGAUCCUGAAAAUCGACCAACAGCAAAAGAACUUCUGAGAUCUCCAUUUAUACGAAAGGCCAGAAGAAACACUUGUCUAGUGGAUCUUAUUGAACGACACAAAGAGUGGAAAAUGUCGGGUGGAGGGCAGAAUGAUAGCGAUUCCGAGACUUCAGACCAGGAGGAGUCGAGGAGUUAUGAUACGUGGAAGAGUUGGCGGUGGGAUUUAGGAACAGUCAAACGAUCAGAAUCUUGUAGUUUUUCUCAACAGAUAGAAGCACCAUCCAAAAUCCAUCAGAAUGGAGACUUGUUCAACAAUCUCAACAACAAUGUGAUUCAUGAACGUGCAGCAGAAAAAUCAAGUUUUCAGUCUGUAACAGUCGUAGAAUCACCGGAAUUAAUAAGCAAGCAAAAAGUCAAAGAAGAGGUUUCUAAAGAGUUUCCAAAAAACUAUUUAUCUCCCAAUCACAUAAUUCAGAAUGGGGCUAUCCUUACAAAAAAUGUGGACAUGGGAAUAACUGUAAACUCUGAGAACAAAGAUAUGUUAUAUAGAGAACCUGGAACUGGACAACAAAUUAAAGAAGACAAAAAAUCCCAAAGCCAAAAUAAAGAUGCUAAGAAUGUAUCCACAACUCCACCAUCAACAACAAAAUCAACGUCUUUCAAGGAAUCAUCUUGUCUGUCAACAGUGAUUCAUCCACUGAUCAAUGAGCUUCACAGAAAGCACCAGAAUCAAGAUAAGUCGCAGGACAAUGGAUUACCUAAUGCUAUUAAAGAUCUCCAAGCUGCCUUUGAUAUAGCUGAAAAGUCGUGUCCAGGAAUUAGUGACACUUUUGUCACUGAACUUCUCCGUCACCUUCAACCUAGUUUUACUUCACAGAAACUACAGGAAACAGUAGAUAAAUUGAAAAGGUAUGUGUAGCUGGCCAUUUCAUUAUACUUGACAGAUCGGAAAUUUGUAGUGGACACUAUAGAACUGACCACUUCACCUGACAGAUCCGAAGUUUAUAGUGGAACAACGACUUAUCAGGGGAAACGUGUGUUCAGUUCAUCAGAUGCGUUGUUUACAAUAGUCGAUAACAGGGAUGAGUUGAACAUCAGAAAUUAGUAUUGUCGUUAUGUAAGGAAUAUAUAGAUAUAACAGAAGUACCUUACCUAUUGUUAUUUUUUUCUAAUCAAAACAGCUCCAAACAAAGAUUGGUGUUCUAUGAUAAACAAUCUGUAUAACACAAGUUUCAGUGAUAUCUCUUCAAUAAUGAUCAAGAGGUUAACGUUGUGUGUUGGUGAAACUCGUCUACUAAUGUUAUAAAGCUAAGAACUUUCAGGGACGCAUAUAUUACAUAGCUUUAUAUAUAUAUACUGAAGACAAUAACGCAAGGCACAGAAACGUCAUGUGUCUGUCAUAUGUAAUUAUUUCUUCAAAACGAGAAGCUCUGUAAUAAAACAUCUUAUCGAGCAGGUGCUUCUUAUGUUAAAGGUAAUAUGAAAAUAUUAGCCUAGAAAACAAGUUCGAAAGUACUAAUAUCUUUACAGGACAUUUUAUAUUCUUUGCAAACAUACGUAUAUGAUGAACAGAGUGAAGAUAUCAUGAUGGUGUAUGUAAAACAGCUAAAAUACAAAUAACUUAAAAUUUUAAACAGGUAUUCUACGUUUCACAAAUGUAAAGCACUUGUUUUAAAUGUUUAAUUUACAUUCAUUUUAGCUGUUUUAUAUGAAUUAACUAAUGAUAAUCUGUACUAAAGCUAGUACUAUAUAAAUACUAAUCUUAUCAUAAUUAUUCUUGCCAAGACAGCUCUAGUGUUCAUUACCUAUCAAGCAUUGUAAAGGGGGGGGGGGGCUGUAGAGUACAUUGCGGUUAAAGGAGAUUUGGAUGUAUAGUAAACAAACUAUACAAAAAGUAUGCAUAUUGUGAUUAUAUGCUAUAAAGAAAACUAUAUUUUGUCUGGAAUAGGUGGAGCUAUGUUAGUGGUGAAUAAAUGUCGUAAAAUAAUCUGUCUAGUGGAGCGCGAAAUGUAUUAGUCAAAGAGUUGUAUAAUAUACUGAAUAAAUGAAACGUCCUUGGAUGUUAGUAGUUGGUGUUGUGAGAUAAGUUAUGUUUUCUAGGUGACGAAUAAUACACUCUAAUUAUGUAAACAUAUGCUUUGAAAAAUCAGUUAUUCUAAACUGAAAUAGUAUUAUGAGAAGCAUUACUGUCCAGCGAAUAAAAUUUGAAACUCAGAUGAGAAGUGCUAUAAAAAAUAAAAUGUAUAUCUACUGAAAUGUUAUGAAAAUUGUACUGUUGGUAAAAUCCUACUGUGAAAAUCGUAUUGUCUAGUUAACUAGCACUGUGGUAGACACUUACUAAACAGAUGUUAUGAAAGUAAUUAUUAAAAUGUAUUAAAUACCCAGUACUUCUAUUAGCUACAUGUAAGGUGAUAGUUUAAAGGAAAUAUUAUUAUUUUUACGCUGAAUUUGUUUGCUCUAACAUAUCAUAGCUACUGGUGA
Limulus polyphemus (Atlantic horseshoe crab) is the source of this 3402-nucleotide messenger RNA. Its product is annotated as serine/threonine-protein kinase 25-like. The record is from RefSeq and is a predicted model, not a curated record. Gene Ontology annotation, molecular function: ATP binding; protein kinase activity. Lineage: Eukaryota; Metazoa; Arthropoda; Merostomata; Xiphosura; Limulidae. The coding region runs from base 197 to 1840 and encodes 547 amino acids. Gene Ontology annotation, biological process: protein phosphorylation. The transcript has 10 exons.